AUGGAGGGGCUCACUGAAGAGGUGAACUCUGAGCAGACAGCUGCAGAAGACCGGCCAAUCGGCGGCCGUGACCGCGGCCCACGUGGGCAGGCGGCCUCGCGAUUGGCCGGCGCCUCCUGCGGCCGCCUGCGGAUCCUGAGCCCACGUGCAGCUGCUGCUCAUUCAUUGACCGGCUUCGCGGUCCAGAGUCUGAAGAUGACCUCUCAGAGCCCGCCCAGCUCCCAGGGGCACUCUCACGGAGUCGAGAACGCCGAGCCCCCAGGAAACUUGGUGGAAUCUCUGUCUUCUGACUCCAAGGCCCCUCGGGAGCUGACAUCUUUGAACACCCUGGAUGAAUUCAAGGUGCAUUUCUCCAGGUUUCCCCCCAAAUUGAUGGCACAGGUGAAGAAUAUUUACCACUUGCUCCAGAAGGUCCAGGAGGAUCUCCAGGAACAUAACAGGCAGGCAAAAGACUUCUUACAGCUCAUAGAGAUCUGGGACCAACCCCAGGACGUACAGCCUACCAAGCUCCAGGUAAGCCAAGUCUCAUCCGGCAAACCAGCCAGCCAGGAAUCCAGGAAACCAGCCCGCUCUGAGCCUUCCCAGCAGGCAGAGGUCCAGUUCCCGCAGCCCUGCAGCCUCCAGAGGCCAGACUUUGAGGACGUGGCAGACACACGGUUGUCAACCUGGUCCCAGGGGCCAUCUCAAGGGGACGUCGUUGCAUUCCACCGGCCGCAGAUCUGGGACACCCAGGAGCCCCAGUUUUGGCAGGAUCUUCUAACGAGACGACUGUGGCAGAUUUUUUCUGGUCCCAGCCUGCCCACCUCCUCCUCCAGCAACUCUGAGGGUUCCAGAGAAGGGAGAACAAGUCUGGACACGGCCGCGGAAGGGGUGCCCUCCCACGUGGCCCAGGAGCCUGUGGAAACAGCCUGUCAAUUUUUGAAGCCAGUAUCCUGGGACCCCGAGGACUUCGAAGAUACUUGGAACAGGCCGGGGUCCUUUCCCUGGCGAUCCAAGAAAUUGGCCGUCCCAUACAAACUGGAGAAGAUGCGGACACUCAAACACGGGAAGCCAGUGCUCUCCACGGCCAUCAGCAGCUUCACACACCACGUGUUCACCUGCAGCAGGGGCGGCAUCAAGGUGUGGAGUCUAAGUGGCCAGGUGGCCAAGGACAGGUUCCCAGAGAGUUACCUGCCCGUACAGACCCCCGGUGCCUACCUGUACACCUGCCUGCUGUUCCCGGACAGCACCACGCUGCUCGCAGGUGGCAGCAGCCUGGCCGGCGUGAGCGUGUGGGACCUGGCCGCCUCCCGGCUCCACGUGAAGGCCGAGCUGCCCUGCCAGGGUCUCACAUGCCAGGCCCUGGCCGCCAGCCCCAGCGACAACCUGGCCUUCGCCGGCUUCACCGACGGCACCGUCAGGAUCUGGGACUUGCGGAAGCAGGGGCUGGUCAGACAGCUCCCGCGUCACCCAAAUGGCACCAGGAAUGUCGCCGUCAGAGGUCACAACGUCUGGACGGGGGGCCUGGACGCCUGUCUGCGGUGCUGGGACCUGAAGAUGGUUGGGGAGCCCCGGGAGGUCCGGUUUGAGUCUCAGAUAAUGAGCCUGGACCCCAGCCCCAGAGAAGACUGGGUACUGCUUGGCUUGGCCAAUGGUCAGCAGUGGCUGCAGCACCCCAGCCAGGACCAGAGGCAUCUGGUGGGGUGUGACCGCAGAAUCAUCUUCGAUCUGAAGUUCUCCCCCUAUGGCCAGUGGUGGGUGAGCGUGGGGUUGGACGACUUAGUCGGCAUCCACGGCAUGCCAACAGGAAGACAAGUGUUCCAGGUUCCUGAGACCUCCUCCAUCUAUUGCUGCGACGUGGCAUCCAACAACCGCCUGAUCGUCACGGGGUCUACCAGCAGCGCCUCGGUGUACCAGAUCACGUACUGA
This is a messenger RNA of Choloepus didactylus (southern two-toed sloth), 1908 nucleotides long. RefSeq names its product TLE family member 6, subcortical maternal complex member (gene TLE6). NCBI's taxonomy places the organism in Eukaryota, Metazoa, Chordata, Mammalia, Pilosa, Megalonychidae. Gene Ontology annotation, molecular function: transcription corepressor activity; protein binding. The transcript is spliced from 16 exons. Bases 1 to 1908 code for a protein of 635 amino acids. Gene Ontology annotation, biological process: negative regulation of canonical Wnt signaling pathway; regulation of DNA-templated transcription. Gene Ontology annotation, cellular component: transcription regulator complex; nucleus. The record is from RefSeq and is a predicted model, not a curated record.